Messenger RNA from Fusarium odoratissimum NRRL 54006, 1988 nucleotides. RefSeq names its product AAT family amino acid transporter. Gene Ontology annotation, biological process: amino acid transmembrane transport. Bases 384 to 1937 code for a protein of 517 amino acids. Gene Ontology annotation, cellular component: membrane. The transcript has 2 exons. The record is from RefSeq and is a predicted model, not a curated record. Lineage: Eukaryota; Fungi; Ascomycota; Sordariomycetes; Hypocreales; Nectriaceae. Gene Ontology annotation, molecular function: amino acid transmembrane transporter activity.
GGCUACGCCUAGACGCAAAUUAUGAUCGCAUCUUAGUUUCUUGAUUGUCAAGAAGUUAUUUAUCGAUCGGCGAACGAUAAGAUGUCGCGCCAAGGCGAAUGUCAAUGCGAUGCGGCGACAUCAUCGCGCUCGAAUCUCAACGCCCAAGAUCCACAUGUUCCGUGGGGUUCGUUCUGGAACUGGGGUAGAAGGGUAUAGCGAAGACAUCUCAGUAAGCUAUUAUAUAAUGGAUAUCGAAUUUUGCGAUUCCAUGACUCCACAUGUUCGCCUUUCAUCGACAAGAUGCACAGUCAGUCAUGGCCCGAAAUCGGCCGCUGGAGAAGUGAAAAGGGAGCCAUUUCGCCCUCAGAUUCUUAGGGAUCUGCACUCAUGUCGUUUAUAUCAUGGCGAACUACAUGACCAUGGAUAUCCAAGCCAAGACAGACGCUCACCCCCAGGUGAACGAAUCGACGCCCUCCACCAAGUCAAUCGAGCAUGGCACCAACGACACUGAACUUGAACGCGCCCUCCAUGGCCGCCAUCUCCAAUUCAUCGCUAUCGGCGCCGCGGUCGGUACAGGUCUCUUCAUCGGCACGGGCAACGCCCUCGCAACAGCCGGCCCCGUCUCCCUCCUCAUAGCAUUCAUCUUCGUCGGAAGUCUUCUCUUCGCAGUAAUGACAGCCCUAGGCGAAAUGGCAGCAUACAUCCCCGUCGCAGGCGCGUUUACAACAUACGCCUCGCGCUUUCUCGACCCAACAUUUGGCUUUGCCAUGGGUUGGAUUUAUUGGUUUAGCUGGACCAUCACGUUUGCGCUUGAGUUGACAGCUGCGGGACUGAUCAUCCAGUACUGGGAGAAGGGACUGAAUAUCGGUAUCUGGAUCGCUGUGUUUUGGGUGCUCUUCACUGCUGCCAAUUUCAUGCCUGUUCGUUGGUUUGGAGAGUUCGAAAUGUGGUUCUCGAGCAUCAAGGUCAUCACUAUCAUUGGCUUCAUUAUCUUUUCGAUUUGCGUCAACGCCGGCGUUGGAGACCAAGGAUAUCUCGGGUUCAAAUACUGGAAGGACCCUGGAGCUUUCAGUGAGCAUCUUGUCGAGGGAGAUGUUGGCCGUUUCGUCGGCUUUUGGUCCGUAUUAAUCACCGCCGGUUUCAGUUAUCAGGGUUCAGAAUUGGUAGCCAUCGGUGCAGGCGAAACAAAGGAUCCGCGCAAGACGAUCCCUUCAGCUAUGCGUUGGACCUUUUGGGGCGUCUUCUCAAUCUUCAUCGCGACCGUGUUCUUCCUCGGUCUCAAUAUCCCAUCGACGAACAAAGACCUUCUCAGCGAAUCGCAAGACGCUUCAGCAUCUCCUCUGGUUAUUGUCGCUCAAUUGGCUGGUGUUCCAGUACUGCCUUCUAUCCUCAACGCGGUUCUGUUGACUGCUGUAUUGACUGCUGCGAACUCGGAUGUGUAUUCCAGCAGCCGCAUUCUCAUCUCCUUAGCAGACUCGGGCCACGCACCGGCAUUUUUGAAGAAGACGAACCGAUUCGGAACGCCUUAUAAUGCCGUCGGUGUCUGCGCCGCUGUCGGCUUUUUGUCUUUCCUCAAUCUAUCGAACGACGGAACUGUUGUGUUCAACUGGUUCUUGAGCAUUACCUCUGUUGCGGGAUUUAUCGCAUGGGCUAUCAUUUCGCUCUGUCACAUUCGCUUCAUGAAGGCCUUGUCUCUUCAAGGGAUUUCCCGAUCCGAAUUACCCUACGUUGCGCCCUUGCAGCCAUAUUUGUCUUGGUAUGGUCUGUUCUUCAGCGUGUUGAUUAUCAUCACGAGUGGAUUUCAGGUGUUUAUCGAAUGGGAUACCAGCUCCUUUUUCACUGCGUACAUUAGCUUGAUCUUGUUCAUCGUCAUGUUUGUUGGCCAUAAGUUGAUCUUCCGGACUAAGCUGGUUCCAUUGAGUGAGAUGGACAUCAUUAGCGGGAGCGAUAUCUAAAAGUAUAUAAGACGAGAUAUUCUGAAAUAAUGCAAAUAAUUUGAUCUGCCA